Molecule: messenger RNA, 4357 nt
Organism: Thrips palmi
Lineage: Eukaryota; Metazoa; Arthropoda; Insecta; Thysanoptera; Thripidae
Gene: SH3PX1
Product: sorting nexin lst-4
Exons: 11
Coding region: 16-1656 (546 amino acids)
Biological process (GO): endosomal transport; plasma membrane tubulation; endocytosis
Cellular component (GO): cytoplasmic vesicle; plasma membrane
Molecular function (GO): phosphatidylinositol binding; protein binding
Source: RefSeq, a predicted model, not a curated record
UCAUUUGGCAUUAAAAUGGCGGGUGUGACGGUUCAGGCACUGUAUGAUUUUAGCGGAGAGCCUGGCACAGCUGAGCUGUCCAUAAAGGCGGGAGAUCUCCUCAAAGUCACUAGGAAAGAUGUUGGAGAAGGAUGGUGGGAGGGUCAAUGUGCUUCCGGGCAAACUGGGCUGUUCCCUGCGGCCUACGUCCAAGAAGUCGUCAGUCAGCCUCCAGCUAUGCCACCACCUCCUCUUCCACAAUCUUUUAAUAAUGAUGAUUGGGGAGAAAAUCCAUCAAAUUCAACUUACGCCAAUACUCAGAGCUAUGAUGCUGGUGAUGACUCAUACGAUGAAUGGGAUGAUGAAUCAGAAAAUGGAAGCAGACCUGGUAUGGGGGCAGUUGCAAGUAGUUUCCCUCAUGUACCUAAAUCGGGGAGUGCAGGGGAUGUUAGUUCAAUUGGUCGCUCUACAGAGCCAAAAGGAACUAUUGGCCGUAAAAAUUUCAACAGAUUUACAUCAUUUGUGAAAUCAGGUGGAGAAAGUUAUAUUCUUGGAACUGUGCAAGUUCCUGUUCCUGAUGGUAGCAAGGUGUGGGUUGUCGAUGGCCAUGAGGGACCCAUUUGGAGCCCAAAUCCAGAACCAUACUCCUGUGUUGUUGCCCAACCUAAAAAAGAAACCAAGUUGAAAGGACUGAAGAGCUUUAUUGCCUACCAACUAACUCCGUCGUUCAACAACAUCCAAGUGUCAAGAAGGUACAAACAUUUUGAUUGGCUACAUGAAAGGUUAGAAGAGAAGUUCAGCCUAAUACCCAUCCCUCCGCUGCCAGAUAAACAGAUUUCAGGACGCUAUGAAGAACAAUUUAUAGAGCACCGCAAAAAUCAACUUCAACUCUUCGUUGAUAGUGUUUGUCGCCAUCCAGUAUUAUCAAGAUGUGAAGUGUGGCAGCAUUUCUUAACAUGCACUGAUGAAAAGCGCUGGAAGGCAGGCAAGCGCAGGGCUGAAAAAGAUGAACUAGUUGGAGCCAACUACUUCUUUGCUCUUCAAGCUCCUGAGGCGACUAUCGCUCCAUACAUGUUGGAACUAGAAACAGACAAUUGUGCAAAGUUCAUUCAAGGCAUGGAUGUUGCUGUCAAGAACCUUAUGGCCACUGCAUUUGAUCAAACAAAAAAACAUCAAGGUCACUACAAGAGAGAGUAUCAACGCAUAGGGCAAGCCUUUUAUAGCCUGGGUCAGGCGUUUGAAGAACCGGCAUCGAGCCCAAGAGCCAAUCUUAGUGUUGCUAUCAAAAUGACUGGAGAGGCAUACAAUUCAAUCGGAAGGCUCUUUGAAGAACAGCCAAAGUUGGACUGGGAGCCCUUUGGUGAUGUCUUACAUCUAUAUAGAGGAAUAAUUGCCUCUUUCCCCGAUAUUCUCACAGUUCACAAGGGUGCACUCCAAAAGCGGAAAGAAUGUGAAAAGUUAGCAGGUGAUCAUAAAAUGGAGCAGACUCAACUGAAUGAAGUGACUAGACGCACAGAUGUUGUUUCCUACGCCUUGCUCUCGGAAAUCAACCAUUUCCACAGUGAAAGAGCAGAAGACUUCAAACAAGGCAUGAAAAAAUAUUUGAAUGAGCAAAUUAUAUUUUAUGAAAAGAUUGUCAGCACUCUUAAAGAUGCAGUUGCAGCCUUUGAAGAAUGAUGUCAAACUCCUAUAUGCAACGAAUUUCUACAAAAUGAAGAGACUUAACAAUCAAAAUAAAUCAUGAAUGAAUUGAGCUAACAUGUCUCUAUAACAUAAGUGCUUUAUUAUAAGUCAAUUCAAGACUGUAGAACCUAUGACCAUUUCCUGUUUUGGCAAGUGAAAUGAAUUCUUCAAUGUGAUCUAGUGCUUUUAAAUAAGUGAUACUCCCAUCUUAAAUUUUCUCUUCAUUGGUGCCAUUUGUAAACAGCACUGUCUGUCCAAUUUGUUUGAACAGACCCUAAUUUCUUAACUCUUCAUGUGCCCUGUGAAAGUGGCAAGAGUUUUUCUUUUUUUAAAUUCUGCGUACACCAUUUUUUUAUUGUAUUGUCCUAAUGUACUGUAUUUUACUCAAGCACGUAGUUGUGCAAAAUGAAACCUCAAUAACAUUCCAGUCAAACACUAGUUUUGGUUUUGAUGAUUGUGUAUGUAUGUUAAGGAUGCAAAUGAACAAGUAACUUCAGAUGUUAUGUAUGUGAUCUUUUUUGUGUAGCUCAGAAUGUUCAUGUCCAUUAACUAAUUUGAAAGUUAGUGCCUUUCUGUUUUCUUAAUGUUACCAUCAUUUGCAUGUUCCUCUGUAUUUACAUUUUAUAGGUUGUUGUAUGACCUUACAUUUUUCUUGGUUAUCUUUCACAUAUCAUGCUGUUACUUUACUUUGUAUUUAUAUAUUUUAUAUAUUGUGUAUCACUUUUUUUUAAUGGAAAAGAGGAAUGUUUUUUUGUUGUUCUUUUUUUGCACUUUUCCAUAUGCCCGUAGGGUUUGCCUCAACUGUCAUUCCGAAGAGUUAUGAAUUAAUAUUUUUGAAUAUUUAUAUUUUGUAACAAUUAAAUUUACUGAGGUUAAUGCCAGUAUUGCCUUCACAACCUAAUAGGAAUCUUUCACAUUCGCUUCUUUUGUACUUGGUAUAUAAUGAAUUAAUUGUCUGUGGUUUCUUUAUCGUAUUCAUGCGAACUUGACCAAUUUUCUCAAACUUAAAAUUAAGAUUUUGGUGUCACCACAUAUUUGAAUGACUGUAUUCCUCCUGUAUUCUUUAAAGUCUGGAUGCAAAAUGCAUCCUGAUGUCAAUUUGGUGCUAAUGCUUAUUGUAAGUUUGGAGUGUAUAAUUAAUGUGUUUAAUUGAUGUUUUUACUCAGUUGUUACGGAGGUAGUUCUCCUUGGGAUGUGUUAAUGAAUGUCUAGAUGUUUUUGUUGUAGAAUGGUAAGGUUUGCUGACAUUUAAAUACUCAGAAGGUGGAUUGACUUGUUGCUCUGAUGUCUCUCAGCUUCUGUCGCCCCAAUGUUACAUUGGGCUGUCUGGCGCUCGAAGUAACCUAUGAGGCAUGAGCGGCAUGAGCGGAACAACAAGCGUAAAUCCACCUUAUGUAUGAGGUUUCCGUUCAUUUUGUUCCCGUACUUCAUCAAAAAUACAAAUCACUUAAUAUUAACAACAUUGUAAAGACUGGAGCCAAAUCCUAUUUUGCUGUUCUAGAAUGAAUUAAAAUUGCCCAAGUAUCCAUGUUCUUAAUCUUUUUUUUUUUACUUUUUAAAUAAUACUGAGUUUGUUUUAAAGUGGCGUGUAAUCUCAAUUUGCGUGUUAAUGCCCUAUGCUAUGACUGAUUAUUUUGGAUGUUACAUUCUGGAGGGUUCUGUUAAAAGCUGUUUCUUCUCCUGCACAAUGAAAGAGAAAUAGUUUGCUGACAGUUUAAAAAAAGUGAAAUUGUGACAUGUCCUACCUGUUUAUCACAAUUACAUUUCACAUAAAGGGGUGUGAAAUUUGAGAUUAGAAACUGGGUACCAGUAGACAGAGGUAGCUUCCAUGUAUAGAAUGAAUCAAUUAGUGUGCAUAUUAGCAAUUGGGUGAGUGAGUGGCAGUAUCCUAUGAAGUUUCAACAAAAUGUGUGAGCUCAUGUAACUGUCAUGCCUAAGUCAUUGAUCCCUAGAUCGUGUAAGUGUCUGUAUUCACCAUAGUCAGGAAUAGGAAUGGAUCUAAAAUUGCUUUGAAGGUCCUUAUUUAGCUCCAUCAGUUCAUCGAACUUUCAAAAUUCAAUUUUCUUCAAUUUAGGGAGUACAUGCAAGUUGUUUUCUCAUUUUCCCUGAUUCCUGUCCUGCUUCCACCAUAAAGUAUUCUGGGAAGUCAUUAAAUAUAAUAAUGUUUAAUGAGUUGUGUUAAAGACUGAGCAUGCUCAAUAUCAGUUGUAUUAUUUUACCUGCCUGUUGCCUGCUGUAUACAAAAGUUAUAAAUAAAAUUUCAUAACUGUUACACUAAUACAAACUUUUAACGAUACCCCCAUUGCUGUUCUUUUGCUUAAACCUAAAAUCAGAAAAUCUCGUGUUUUGUUCAGUAAUUUUAUUUCUUAUCUCUUGUACAGUAGUUGGGUUUAAUUUCACAUGCAAAUGGGGAGUGUAUGUUGCGUUGGUGUGUGUUCUUAGUGAAAGGCAGUGCAAUAGUAGCCUAGAGUUCAAAAUGCUGUAUUGCUGAAUGCUGUUGUAGUCAUUUUUCUUUCAUUAGCAAUGUAUACAUACCAUGUGAGAGGUGUUUACGUGAUGUUCAUCGAUUGAGUUGUUGGAUGUGGCACUAGUAGGUGAAACUGUAAGGUAGCAUACUAGUAUUCCAAAGAGUUGAGUGGUAAAUUUAACUUUUUUUUUUUUUUGCACAGUUUGGUUUUCACCAACCAACUUUUUU